Molecule: messenger RNA, 704 nt
Organism: Schistosoma rodhaini
Lineage: Eukaryota; Metazoa; Platyhelminthes; Trematoda; Strigeidida; Schistosomatidae
Source: the annotation of a GenBank genome assembly
CUUCAUUAAGUAUUGAACGGAGACUAACUAACAAUGUAAACAAUGAAUCGCUUCUAAUCACAGUCACUUUUUAUGUGAUUUAUUCAGGAAAGCAGUCAGAAAGUUAUGAUUAGUAAGUCAGUCAUUCAGUUUUUUAUUUUAAAACAACUACAAAGCUGAACAAAGCCAAACCCUGAAUACGCAUAUCAGUUAUUUACUUCAUUCAACUUUACCUUAGAAAUGAUCCCAUAUAAAACGACCAUGGAGAAAAAGAUCAAUGAGUUAAAAAAACGUUUCGAGGAAUUAGAUAAAGAUAAAGAUGGCUCAGUGACAAUGAAGGAAUUCAAAGAGGAAUUGAUAGAUCAAGGGUUUCCAGAAUGCUUAGCUACUAAAUUUAUGUCAAAAUUUGAUCAUGAUAAAGAUGGUAGAAUUACCUUAGACGAAUUCAUCAAAACACUUUUAUGCACGGAUGAUAGUGCUUUUUCACCAAAAGCCGAAUAACCUGUGCGAAAUCAUUCAAGCGUGCAUGUACUUGUAUUCUAUCAAGAUAAAAGAGAGAACAGUUUUUGUCUACCUAUACCGGCUUUAUCUUAUUUAUUGAUUUCAAUUUAUGUCAUGUGUGUUAAGUUAUUUGAAUCAAAAAUAAUUUGUGAACUGUUAGAAAUUUGUUUAAUGGCAUAUUUUUGUUAAGAUAAAUGUAAUAAACGUCUUAAGAAAUGAUGGUU